This is a messenger RNA of Erigeron canadensis, 1307 nucleotides long. Its product is annotated as solute carrier family 25 member 44-like. The transcript has a single exon. Gene Ontology annotation, biological process: transmembrane transport. NCBI's taxonomy places the organism in Eukaryota, Viridiplantae, Streptophyta, Magnoliopsida, Asterales, Asteraceae. Bases 35 to 1087 code for a protein of 350 amino acids. The record is from RefSeq and is a predicted model, not a curated record.
CUGCUGAGAAAGAAAGAAAAAAAAGGUAACAAAGAUGAGUUUGGGAAUGGCGGAGAAGGAUUCAAGGAUCGAAAUAAGUCUACCUAGUGACAUUCACUGGGAGAAGCUAGAUAAAUCGAAGUUUUUCCUUCUCGGCGCAGCUUUGUUUUCAGGUGUUUCAACUACAUUAUACCCAAUUGUCGUGUUAAAAACACGACAACAAGUACUUGUAAAAGACACACCAUGUUUCAAGAUGGCGGUUUCUAUUCUACGACAUGAGGGGUUCAAGAGUUUAUAUAGAGGAUUUGGGACUUGUUUGAUUGGUACUAUUCCUGCUAGAGCUCUUUACAUGGGUGCUCUAGAAAUGACCAAGAGUAAUAUUGGUUGCACAACUUUAAAACUCGGGUUUUCUGAAACUAAAGCUGCAGCAUUCGCGAAUGCUGCAGCUGGUUUAAGUGCAGCUAUGGCUGCACAAUUGGUUUGGACACCUGUUGAUGUAGUUAGCCAAAGAUUAAUGGUCCAAAGUGGAAAAAGCGUCACCAAGAGCUUGGUAAAUAAUAAUCCUUCCGCCGUGUAUAAUGGAGGGGUUGAUGCUUUCCAAAAGAUUAUACGAAAAGAAGGUGUUAGGGGAUUAUAUAAGGGAUUUGGGAUUUCAAUUUUGACAUAUGCUCCGUCUAAUGCAGUGUGGUGGGGUUCUUACUCCAUAGCAUAUCGAUCGAUAUGGGGUAAUGUUCGUUCAUUCAGCUUAACGAAAGAGGAAAAAUGUGGUGGCCGUGGAAGAUUGUUUAGGCCGGAUUCAUCAGUGGCAGUAGUGGGGGUGCAAGGGCUAAGUGCCACAUUAGCAAGUGGGUUUUCGGCCUUAAUUACUAUGCCAUUGGAUACAAUCAAGACGAGAAUGCAAGUUUUAGGCGGCGAAUGUGGUGAUAAGAAGUUGAGUGUUGGGCAGGCAGUUAGGGAUUUGGUUAAAGAAGGCGGUUUGAGUGCUUGUUACAGAGGUUUGGGUCCAAGAUGGGCUUCAAUGUCUAUUUCCGCAACUACAAUGAUCACUACUUAUGAGUCACUCAAGAAAAUGUCUACUAAGAACCAAGGUUUCUAUGGGUACAUUUAGAUUUGCAGAAUAAGAAAAUGAUGUUAGUUACCUUUUAGGGACUUAUAUAAGUUAAUUAGAAGGCUGAAUUAGUGACAAAACUAUGAAGACCACUGAUUGUAAUUAAUUAAGGUCUUAAUAUGUAUAUAUGUUUAGUUAUAAUACUAGAUUUUAGACUCGUGUUUAACACUGGACACGGGGUUUACGAUAUAAUCAAUAUUAGAUCGUUAUACAUUUAGUU